AUGCUGAGUCCGCAAACGCACAUUUUUAGAUGUAGUUUGUUUUUUGUGCUAAGAGUCUCCGAUUGUAACUGUGCUCUGACACGCCUCCUCACGGAACCCCAGCGUGUCCACCCGUCAAAUGACACGCAGCCAGGGCCUCACCUACAACCCCAGCGUGUCCACCCGUCAAAUGACACGCAGCCAGGGCCUCACGUAGAACCCCAGCGUGUCCACCCGUCAAAUGACACGCAGCCAGGGCCUCACCUAGAACCCCAGCGUGUCCACCCGUCAAAUGACACGCAGCCAGGGCCUCACGUAGAACCCCAGCGUGUCCACCCGUCAAAUGACACGCAGCCAGGGCCUCACGUAGAACCCCAGCGUGUCCACCCGUCCAAUGACACGCAGCCAGGGCCUCACGUAGAACCCCAGCGUGUCCACCCGUCAAAUGACACGCAGCCAGGGCCUCACGUAGAACCCCAGCGUGUCCACCCGUCAAAUGACACGCAGCCAGGGCCUCACCUAGAACCCCAGCGUGUCCACCCAUCAAAUGACACGCAGCCAGGGCCUCACCUAGAACCCCAGCGUGUCCACCCGUCAAAUGACACGCAGCCAGGGCCUCACGUAGAACCCCAGCGUGUCCACCCGUCAAAUGACACGCAGCCAGGGCCUCACGUAGAACCCCAGCGUGUCCACCCGUCCAAUGACACGCAGCCAGGGCCUCACGUAGAACCCCAGCGUGUCCACCCGUCAAAUGACACGCAGCCAGGGCCUCACGUAGAACCCCAGCGUGUCCACCCGUCAAAUGACACGCAGCCAGGGCCUCACCUAGAACCCCAGCGUGUCCACCCGUCAAAUGACACGCAGCCAGGGCCUCACUUAGAACCCCAGCGUGUCCACCCGUCAAAUGACACGCAGCCAGGGCCUCACUUAGAACCCCAGCGUGUCCACCCGUCAAAUGACACGCAGCCAGGGCCUCACCUAGAACCCCAGCGUGUCCACCCGUCAAAUGACACGCAGCCAGGGCCUCACUUAGAACCCCAGCGUGUCCACCCGUCAAAUGACACGCAGCCAGGGCCUCACGUAGAACCCCAGCGUGUCCACCCGUCAAAUGACACGCAGCCAGGGCCUCACCUAGAACCCCAGCGUGUCCACCCGUCAAAUGACACGCAGCCAGGGCCUCACCUAGAACCCCAGCGUGUCCACCCGUCAAAUGACACGCAGCCAGGGCCUCACGUAGAACCCCAGCGUGUCCACCCGUCAAAUGACACGCAGCCAGGGCCUCACGUAGAACCCCAGCGUGUCCACCCGUCCAAUGACACGCAGCCAGGGCCUCACGUAGAACCCCAGCGUGUCCACCCGUCAAAUGACACGCAGCCAGGGCCUCACGUAGAACCCCAGCGUGUCCACCCGUCAAAUGACACGCAGCCAGGGCCUCACGUAGAACCCCAGCGUGUCCACCCGUCAAAUGACACGCAGCCAGGGCCUCACCUAGAACCCCAGCGUGUCCACCCGUCAAAUGACACGCAGCCAGGGCCUCACGUAGAACCCCAGCGUGUCCACCCGUCAAAUGACACGCAGCCAGGGCCUCACCUAGAACCCCAGCGUGUCCACCCGUCAAAUGACACGCAGCCAGGGCCUCACGUAGAACCCCAGCGUGUCCACCCGUCAAAUGACACGCAGCCAGGGCCUCACCUAGAACCCCAGCGUGUCCACCCGUCAAAUGACACACAGCCAGGGCCUCACUUAGAACCCCAGCGUGUCCACCCGUCAAAUGACACGCAGCCAGGGCCUCACUUAGAACCCCAGCGUGUCCACCCGUCAAAUGACACGCAGCCAGGGCCUCACUUAGAACCCCAGCGUGUCCACCCGUCAAAUGACACGCAGCCAGGGCCUCACUUAGAACCCCAGCGUGUCCACCCGUCAAAUGACACGCAGCCAGGGCCUCACCUAGAACCCCAGCGUGUCCACCCGUCAAAUGACACGCAGCCAGGGCCUCACUUAGAACCCCAGCGUGUCCACCCGUCAAAUGACACGCAGCCAGGGCCUCACUUAGAACCCCAGCGUGUCCACCCGUCAAAUGACACGCAGCCAGGGCCUCACGUAGAACCCCAGCGUGUCCACCCGACAAAUGACACGCAGCCAGGGCCUCACGUAGAACCCCAGCGUGUCCACCCGUCAAAUGACACGCAGCCAGGGCCUCACCUAGAACCCCAGCGUGUCCACCCGUCAAAUGACACGCAGCCAGGGCCUCACUUAGAACCCUAG
Molecule: messenger RNA, 2244 nt
Organism: Entelurus aequoreus (snake pipefish)
Lineage: Eukaryota; Metazoa; Chordata; Actinopteri; Syngnathiformes; Syngnathidae
Exons: 1
Coding region: 1-2244 (747 amino acids)
Source: RefSeq, a predicted model, not a curated record